Messenger RNA from Oryzias melastigma (Indian medaka), 2248 nucleotides. RefSeq names its product bromodomain containing 9 (gene brd9). The record is from RefSeq and is a predicted model, not a curated record. The coding region runs from base 95 to 2101 and encodes 668 amino acids. The transcript is spliced from 17 exons. Gene Ontology annotation, cellular component: nucleus. Lineage: Eukaryota; Metazoa; Chordata; Actinopteri; Beloniformes; Adrianichthyidae. Gene Ontology annotation, biological process: regulation of transcription by RNA polymerase II.
CAUUGUUGAUGCUAACGCUAUUUAUCUUGAAACGAUUUGUUAGCCACCAGCGGAGAGUUAACCUGAGUGAAACGGGAACUCCCAAGACGUAACCAUGGGAAAGAAACACAAGAAGCAUAAACCGGAAUGGAUAACAGUUGAUUUUGAGGACAAAGCACUUGAAAAACCGCUGAAGAUCAAGCUGAAAGUUGGUGGAAGUGAGGUGACGGAGCUUUCUGGUUCGGGCCACGACUCCAGCUACUAUGAUGACAGGUCAGACCAUGAGCGAGAGCGCCACAAAGAAAAGAAGAAAAAGAAGAAGAAAAAGUCUGAGAAAGACAAGGACAAAUAUGUGGAUGAUGAAGAAAGAAGGCGAAGGAAGGAGGAAAAAAGGAAGAAAAGAGAAAGAGAGCAGAAUGAACUGGAGGCAGCAGCUAUGGCUGAUGCAAAUGUCGGUGUACCUGUUGAACCAUUCACACUGCCCAAAAGUAUUAGUAUUGGACUAGAGCCAGAGGAGAAGAAAAAGAAGAAAGAGAGAUUUGAGGUGGAGCAUGAGGUAGAGGAUUUUCAUCCCACCAUGAAGGUAGAAAUCGAACAGCAAGCAGAUAGGCCAGUCAGAGCCUGCCGCACUCAACAAGAGAAUGAGUCUACCCCUCGCCAACAACUGCUGGAACACUUCCUGAGACAGUUGCAAAGGAAAGAUCCCCAUGGAUUCUUUGCAUUCCCUGUAACAGAUGCGAUUGCCCCGGGUUAUUCAAUGAUCAUCAAACAUCCUAUGGACUUCAGCACCAUGAAAGACAAAAUACGAAAUAACGAAUAUAACACAGUGACAGAAUUCAAGGCGGAUUUUAAACUGAUGUGUGACAACGCCAUGGUGUACAACAGACCAGAAACUGUCUACUACAAGGCGGCUAAGAAGCUGCUGCAUACGGGAUUCAAGAUGAUGAGCAAGGAUCGGCUCUUGGCUCUGAAGCGCAGCAUGUCUUUCCUGCAGGAUAUGGAUUUCACUCAGCAAGCAGCCAUAUUAGGAGAUGAAGACCUAACAGCUGAUCUCCCCCCUCCAGAAAUGAUCCCCAUCCCUGCAGAAUUAACAAAGAGGUCGAGAAAACAACCAGUCAAAGACAAGGAAGCCAUCAGUUACAUGUUUGAACCAGAGGGAAGUGCUUGCAGCUUCACCGACAGCACGGCCGAGGAGCACGUUCUCGCUCUUGUUGAGCAUUCAGCGGAUGAAGCGCGGGACCGCAUCAACAGAUACAUGCCAAACUCCAAGAUGGGUUACCUACGUAAAGAGCCUGACACUUCCAUUUUAUAUACUGUUGUAAAUCAGCUUGAUCCUGAUGCAGAAGAAGAGGAAACCCAUAAAGUGGAUUUGAGCUCUCUGUCAAAUAAGCUCCUGCCUGGAUUAACAACACUGGGUUUCAAAGAUGACCGCAGACAUAAAGUGACUUUUCUCAGCAGUGCCUACAACACACAAAGCCUUCAGAAGAACUCCGUCUUUCCAGACUUGCAGUCGGACGAGACCGAUAUGCUAUACUCAGCUUACGGAGAUGAAACCGGGGUACAGUGUGCUUUGAGCAUACAAGACUUUGUCAAAAACUGUGGAAGUGCUACCAAGCUCUGGGUUGAUGGACUUCUGGACAAGAUGACAGCAGGCGAUCACUCAAAAGCUGUAAAUCAAAUUCGACAGAAGAGAAACAUGAUGCUCAAACCAGAUGAAAGCAAAGCCAACAUGUGUGACAUGCAGAUGUCGGAUGCUUCUGGUCUGGUGGAGAGCAGCUCCGGCCUGGACUUCAUGUCCAUGAAGAGCUAUCCCGACAUGUCUCUUGAUAUAUCCAUGCUCAACCCUUUAGGAAAAAUAGUAAAGAAGGAGCCAGGAAACGAGGAGAGCCACCACAACUUUGACGACGCCGACAAACUCCUGCAGGAGUUUCAGGAAGCUCAGGUGGACAGAGUUUGCUCCAGACCCUCUUCAAAUCUGUCCUCCCUGUCUAACGCAUCAGAAAGUAACCAGCACCACUUAGGAAGUCCGUCACAUCUGGGUGUUGGAGAUCAGUCGGAGAUGGUUCAUGAUCCUUAUGAGUUUCUGCAGUCUCCAGAUCCAGAGGGAUCAUCCAACAGCUAACCACUCACAGCUUUUCUGUUGUUCUGGUGCUAAAGGACUACAGGAUCCAUAUUAAAUACUCAAAAUAAUGUACAGACUGUAUUGUAAUUGUUUUGUAUUAGUGCAGCAAUCGACUAAUAAAAAUAUAAUCGAGUGUAUUAUGAUAAA